AUGUCUACCGACUGGCUGCAGGUCGCUAUAGUCCACUUUUUCCACAACUUCGUUAUACCCUCUGAUGGGCUGUUUCCAGGUUUUAUGGAGUUGCUACCACGUCUAUUUGGCAUGAACCCCGACUCGCCGUACUUUAAUAGAUCAGUGGAGGCCAUAUCAAUGGCUACCCUGGCCAAGACAAAACAUAUGGAUAAUGAGUAUAUCAACAUGGCUAGAACUGCGUACGGAUUAGCCCUGCAAAGCCUAGGCUCUUCGCUGCAGCAUGAGAAAGACUCUCCCUCUGCGGCCGUCCUUGCCACUGUGGAUAUUCUCUGGAAGUACGAUAUGAUUAUGGGAGAAGACAACUUGACAUCGAAGAGCCCCCACCGGCAAGGCCAGCUCGAGUUUCUCAAGACACGGCUCUCAAAAGAGAAGCCCAAUGACAACGACGAGUGGCUCGACCGAUCUGUCCGCACGGGCGUAGUUAUGCAACGCAUUAUACUUCAUCCAAACGAAAAUGCUGCUGCAGCUGAAUCAACCCUCCUCGUCGGUACGUCGGUGCUGGAGACGCCGUCUAGCGCCCUUCGCGAUCGCCUACUUCCUUGGGCAGCAUCCAGCGGCGCACAAGUUUCUGCAUGUCUCCGAAACCCCCUUGAUAUGGGGCCACUUAUGGCCUGUCUAGAAUCUUUGCAGGGAUUGCGACGGGCUCUACAAGAGUGGGAAGACACAUUGCCUGUAGAAUGGCGACCUACCGUCAUCCCAAAUCCCCAAAUUCAUACCAACAGCUCUGUUUACCUUCCAGCCUGCCUCGCCAUCUUCCCCAACAUAAGCGUAUCUAGCACCUGGACAUCUUACUAUAUCGCGCAGCUAUCUGUCCUAAAAAGCAUAGCAGCCAUCAAUUCACUUGACUUAGUGGCGUCGAUAUCCGGCCUGGACCCCUUGGAUAUGCAGUCGAGCCUUGUGGCUGUUGCCGACACCAUCUGUAGCACUGCCCCUUAUAUGCUCGGGCUAGUCAACAGCAGCGGAGAAAUGAUUGUCGACGGAGAUACGCGCUGUGCUAAAGCCCUCUUCGUCACGAGGAGCCUGUACCUGGCUGUCCAAGUCUCAGGGCUGCCGGGUCCUCAAGUGCAGUGGAUGCUUGACACUUUGGAGUUCAUUGGACAUGAGCGAGGAGUCGGACAGGCACUGGUAGUAAAGCAAGAUUUGGUUGUCCGCCGCCAAUUGGGGAUAUUGGGGCUGAGCCACUUGUCAUAA
Messenger RNA from Trichoderma atroviride IMI 206040, 1233 nucleotides. RefSeq lists its product as uncharacterized. NCBI's taxonomy places the organism in Eukaryota, Fungi, Ascomycota, Sordariomycetes, Hypocreales, Hypocreaceae. Gene Ontology annotation, molecular function: zinc ion binding; DNA-binding transcription factor activity, RNA polymerase II-specific. The record is from RefSeq and is a predicted model, not a curated record. Gene Ontology annotation, biological process: regulation of DNA-templated transcription.